AUGGAGUCAGUUGUUAGGAGAAUUUAAUUGAAAAUUGCUUAUAUGCGUUUUAAUAUAUAAAAUCAAAUUCAUAAAUCAACACACUUGAUUAAUACUUUGAAGUACAGUUGGAUUAAGAAAAUAUUGUUACAACGAUGUGUGAGUAAUUCUAUACUAGUGAUAUCCUUACAAUUAUGCUUAUUUGUUAAUAAUAAUGUAUAUUUAUUUGGAUAUUCGUAAUCAUUAGUUUUGUGCGACUUAUAAUUAAAUAAUCUUGCCUAUUCAAAAGCAACUGGAAAUGUAUGUACUACUUAAUAAAUUUGUUUAAUUACUACUUCAACAGUUUCUGAUGAGGUUUAAUUUACUGAAUCAUGCUCUGAAUUUUCGUCCAUUUACUAAUGUGAAACAUGCUCAUAAGGAAAAUUUUCAGUAUCACAAUAAUAAUAGAUUUAUAUAUGUUUGAAUUGUUAAGAUGGAUAUUAUUUAGAAAAUAUAAUAAGUAAAUGUUUUUUGUGUCCAUCUGAUUUGAGAUGUUAAUCAUGCUACUAAUAACACAAAACAUCUUAAGAUAAUUGGAAAAUAGACAUUAGAGCAUAUUAUAAAGUAUUUAUUGAAAAAGAUGAUGAACAUCCUUAUUCUGAAUAUGGUUAAAGCUCAAAUAAAGAAGAUUAUGAAAUAAAAUGCAGUCAAUGUGUUUUUGGGUAUGAAUUAAUUAAUAAUCAAUGCAUUUAAUCAUGUUCUGAUAGGUGUUUGAGAUGUUAACUCAUAAAUGGGUAAAAUAUUUGUUUAAAAUGUAAACUUGGAUAAUAUGGUAGGAAAUUAACUUUGAUGAAUAAUGAAUGCAUUGAGUGCUCAUCAAAUUGUGCUUUAUGCCGAGUAAGAUCAAAUGAAGAGANAAAUGAAUGUAUAAAAUGGUAUAAUCUAUUUUAUCUCUAGCCCUUAAGACAAUGAUAAUGAUUUAUUAUGUAUAGAUUGCUUGUAAUUUCCAAUAACUUGGUCUUAAAAACCCAUCUGCACAAAGGAUUUAAUAAAUCAUGGAUAAACAUCUGAUAGUGCUUUUUAACUAAUAUCCAGAAGCUUAAGAGAUUAUGAUUUUUAUUUCAUUGAUGAUGAAAAUUAAUUGAAACUCUAAUUAGGGUAUUUGGACUAUUGUGAUCCAGAUCGAAAAGAAGAAAAAUGUGUUUUAUCUCGAGAAAAAAAUAACGGUUAAUAUCAUUAUGUUAAUUGUAAACCUAAUUAUUACAUACUCAAUAAUGAUUGCGAAGAAAUAAAUCUAAAUUGCUUAGAAGCCUAAGACAAUGGUGAUUGUAAAAUUUGCUUAGAUAAUAUGUACCCAGUUCAAAAUAAAUGCUAUAAUUGUCCUAUUGAUUGUUAAACUUGUGAAUUCAACAAAUUAGAUAAAGAGGUUUAAUGUACUUCUUGCUAUGAUAGAUAUGCUUUAAAGAAUAAAUAAUGUUAAUUAUGCGGUUCAUAUUGUAAAAUAUGUCAAAAUUAUUAUGAUAACAAUCUAAAGUAUUCAUACCUUAAAUGUUUGAAAUGCAUUGAUAAUACUAAAUACUUUUUAUCUUUUGAUGGAGUCAGUUGUUAGGAGAAUUUAAUUGAAAAUUGCUUAUAUGCGUUUUAAUAUUUAAAAUCAAAUUCAUAAAUCAACACACUUGAUUAAUACUUUGAAGUACAGUUGGAUUAAGAAAAUAUUGUUACAACUUGUGCCAGAUGUGUGAGUAAUUCUAUACUAGUGAUAUCCUUACAAUUAUGCUUAUUUGUUGAUAAUAAUGUAUGUUUAUUUGGAUAUUCUUAAUCAUUAGUUUAGUGCGACUUAUAAUUAAAUAAUCUUGCCUAUUCAAAAGCAACUGGAAAUGUAUGUACUACUUAAUAAAUUUGUUUAAUUACUACUUCAACAGUUUCUGAUGAGGUUUAAUUUACUGAAUCAUGCUCUGAAUUUUCGUCCAUUCACUAAUGUGAAACAUGCUUAUAAGGAAAAUUUUCAGUAUCACAAUAAUAAUAGAUUUAUAUAUGUUUGAAUUGUUAAGAUGGAUAUUAUUUAGACAAUAUAAUAAGUAAAUGUUUUUUGUGUCCAUCUGAUUUGAAAUGUUAAUCAUGUUAUUAAUAACACAAAGCAUCUUAAGAUAAUUGGAAAAUAGACAUAAGAGCAUAUUAUAAAGUAUUUAUUGAAAAAGAUGAUGAACAUCCUUAUUCUUAAUAUGGUUAAAGCUCAAAUAAAGAAGAUUAUGAAAUAAAAUGCAGUCAAUGUGUUUUUGGGUAUGAACUAAUUAAUAAUCAAUGCAUUUAAUCAUGUUCUGAUAGGUGUUUGAGAUGUUAACUCAUAAAUGGGUAAAAUAUUUGUUUAAAAUGUAAACUUGGAUAAUAUGGUAGGAAAUUAACUUUAAUGAAUAAUGAAUGCAUUGAGUGCUCAUCAAAUUGUGCUUUAUGUCGAGUAAGAUCAAAUGAAGAAAUUAAAAAAAUUAAUCCUUUAUUUGAUAAUCCAAAAUAUAUUACAUAUGCUCAUUAAUGUCUCAAGAGUUAUACAGAUAAUGGAUAUACUUAUGAUUAAUAAUUAGGAAUGUUCGUAAAUUGUUUGGGUUAAGAUUUAGGAUGUUUUUUAUAGUAUAGUGUUAAUUUAAAUUUAUAUUGUUCUUCUUAAGAGUAUCAUAAUGAUAGAGAUGCUAUUUUUGAUUCUUUCUAAAGAUAACGUUUUUCACUUGAAAAUAUUUUAAUUGAUGAUUUGAUAUCUGGCUCAAGCUUUAGAGAAGUAAAGUUUAAUAUAAUUUAGUAUGAAAACGAUUUGUUUUACUUUUAAGCUAAUGAGAAAUAAAUAAAAUCUAUAAGAAUAAUAAUUCAAAGUAAAAUAAAUUAAAAAUGCAUGAUUCCAGAUCGAUCAAAGAUUUAAUAAGUCUUUAGUGAACACAUAUUUUCGGCUAUGUAUAUUUUCCCCUUAUUAAUAGCAAUGUUGAAUUAGAGUUAAACUUUCUUUAUGAAAUACAAUUUGUAUAUGAAAGGAUAUUGUAAUUUUUGAAUUUCAAUUCCAUUAAAAUAAGCAACCUAAAAUUAAUUCCAUAAUCUAGUGAUAAACUAAAAGAAAUAAUUUUCACAAGUUGUUUUCCUCUUAACAUAGAGUUAAAUAAUAUCUAAUUCUCUUCAGAUAAAUUAAUGACUCAAUCAUAAAUAAUAUUUCUGAAUGUUUCAUCACUAACUAUAAAUAAAUUCAUAAUUAGCGAUCUUAUUCUUGAAAAAAGUGAAGCUUUCAUAAUAAUUGCUUAAACUGAAUUUUAAAAGAUAAUUUAGAUAAAUGAUUUUUAAUUUUUGAAUUCCAAACUUAAUGGAAUAAACCUUUUACAUCUUGAAUUAGACUAAAAUGACAGUCUUUGUUUUUCAAAUUCAAUUUUCAAAGGGAAUUUUUACAAUUCAACAAUUAUUACAACAAACGAAAAUAAAAUUAUUGGUACCAUUUAAUUGAAUUCAACCUAAAUUGAGAGUGAUUUUCAAAAAUGUUCAUCAAUUUUUAAUCUCUUUUGGUUUUAAUAAGUGGAAGUUUUUAAUUUUAUCAUUUAAAAUUCAUAGUUAUUUAAAACUGUAUUGAUAAAAUUAAAUAAUAAUUGUACUUUAAGUGAAAUUCUUUUUUUUAAAUGUUAAUUUCUAGCUGGAAUAAUAAAUUCAGAAUUAUUUUCUUACAUGAAAUAAUUCAUUCUGUAUGUUUCCAAUAUUAAAUUUGAAUCUAAUAAAUAUGAGGAAACUAGAAAAUUAUUAAAGUUAUAAAAAUUUACUUUCCUCUCAUCCUAGCUUUAAAUAAAAAAUAUGUCAAUAAUAAAUAAUGAGAUGAUUAACAUAUCCCCAGAUUUCAAUCAACGCUUAUAAUAGUCUUCUUUAAUAUAUAUUUCUUUAGAGGAAAUCGACAUAAAUGGAUUAAAUAUUACAAGAGGACAAGGAUUGAUUGACAUAAGUAUAAUUGAAACAUAAUUCCUUUAAAUAUAAUUUGCCUUUAUUACUUAAGGUUAAGAUUACAGACUACAUAUCCAUCAAUACUUGGAAUGA
This is a messenger RNA of Paramecium pentaurelia, 4008 nucleotides long. NCBI's taxonomy places the organism in Eukaryota, Ciliophora, Oligohymenophorea, Peniculida, Parameciidae. The record is from the annotation of a GenBank genome assembly.